Molecule: messenger RNA, 669 nt
Organism: Aspergillus calidoustus
Lineage: Eukaryota; Fungi; Ascomycota; Eurotiomycetes; Eurotiales; Aspergillaceae
Source: the annotation of a GenBank genome assembly
AUGCGCGUCAACGCCCUCUUCGCCGCUGUCCUUGCCGGCCUCGCCGCCGCAAGCCCUCUCCCCACGGAGGACUUUCAACUUGAGCGCCGCCAGCUCCUGGACACUGCCAAUGACGUGAUUCUCGGAAGCUGCAAGGCAGUGACCUUCAUCUUCGCUCGCGGUUCCACUGAGACGGGCAACAUGGGCAUAGUGGUCGGACCAGGAACCUGCAGCGCCCUCAAGCUGAAACUGGGAGCCGGCAAAGUCGCCUGCCAGGGCGUCGGACCACUCUACAUCGCGGACCUGGCCUCCAACUUCCUCCCCAAAAACACCAACCAGGUGGCGAUUGACGAGGCCGCGAGCUUGAUCAAGCAGGCUGCUACCAAGUGUCCCGAGACUCAGAUUGUUGUUGGCGGGUAUAGCCAGGGAACCGCCGUCAUCGAUAACGCUAUCCAGGCUCUCUCAUCGGACGUUAAGAAUCGCGUCAAGGGCGCAGUCCUCUUUGGCUUCACUCGUAACCUUCAGGAUGGCGGGCAGAUUCCGGGGUAUCCCAAGAGUCAAACGAAGGUGAUUUGUGCGCUGGGUGAUCUUGUGUGCACGGGCACUUUGAUUAUUACUCCAGCGCACUUGACAUAUGGAGUUAAUGCGGGCGAGGCGGCGAACUUCCUGGCGUCGCAAGUCGACGUCUGA